GGAUGGCGGCCGGCGCAGGGAGGCCGGGCCCUGGCGCGGGGCGCACGCGUCGAGUGACACCGCACGUGUGAAAAAGAAUUCUUUUCAGAGCUGCCGGGAGCCCUGCUCGGGGAGGAGCGUGGCCGGGUCGUCGCCGCGACAGAGCGGGGUUAGCAAUCUGGAGCAAUGGGCGACUGGAGCUUUUUGGGAAGACUACUCGAGAACGCGCAGGAGCACUCCACGGUCAUCGGCAAGGUCUGGCUAACGGUGCUGUUCAUCUUCCGGAUCCUGGUGCUGGGGGCGGCGGCCGAGGAGGUGUGGGGCGAUGAGCAGUCAGACUUCACCUGCAACACGCAGCAGCCCGGCUGUGAGAACGUCUGCUACGACCGCGCCUUCCCCAUCUCGCACAUCCGCUUCUGGGCGCUGCAGAUCAUCUUCGUGUCCACACCCACCCUCAUCUACCUGGGCCACGUGCUGCACAUCGUGCGCAUGGAAGAGAAGAAGAAAGAGAGAGAAGAGGAGCUGCUGAGGAGGAACCACGGCGGCCACGGGGAGUCCUUGGACACGACGGGCGCGCAAGACCUGCCCGCGCCCCCCGUGCGUGACGGCAAGGUGCGCAUCUCCGGCGCGCUGCUGCGGACCUACGUCUUCAACAUCAUCUUCAAGACGUUGUUCGAGGUGGGCUUCAUCGCCGGUCAGUACUUCCUGUACGGCUUCAAGCUGCAGCCGCUGUACCGCUGCGACCGCUGGCCCUGCCCCAACACCGUGGACUGCUUCAUCUCCCGGCCCACGGAGAAGACCAUCUUCAUCAUCUUCAUGCUGGCGGUGGCCUGCGCCUCGCUCCUGCUCAACAUGCUGGAGAUCUACCACCUGGGCUGGAAGAAGCUGAAGCAGGGCGUCACCAACCACUACGGCGCGGACCCCUGCGAGGCCCUGGCCGCGCGCCCCGGGCCGCCCGCCGUCACCAUCGGCUUCCCGCCCAGCUACGCGCACGCUGCUGCCGCGCUCCCACAGGGGCCGGCGCGGGCCUCACCCCCUGCGGGGGACUCCACGGAGGUGGCCUUGGUCGCGGAGCCCGAGAAGGGCCGGCUGCUACCGACAAGCGAGCUGAACUGGGCCUCCCCCGCGGCCGAGCCGCAGGCGCCGUCCAGGAAGGCGGCCCCGAGCCCCAGUGGCAGCAGCAGUGCGAGCAGCCUGCCGCCCCCUCGGGAGGCCGGGCCGGGAGGCUCGGCUCCUCUGCUGCUGGGAGGAGACGCAAGCGGGAGCAGCUCGGAGGAGGGGCCCCUGGGGGCGACGCCGGGAGAAGAAGAGCCGGCCGUGACCGCUGCGGCCGAGAUGCACGCGCCGCCCUUGUUGUCGGCGGACGCUGGCAGGUGCAGCAAGGCCAGCAGCAGCGGUCGGGCGAGACCGAGUGACUUGGCCAUCUAGGGAUGGUCUCUCCAAGACAGCUUUAUAAAUCACCUUUUUUCUAGACAUCCAAAACCGAAGUACAGUUUCAGAUGGGCAGGUAGACAGUCCCCUGGAAGGAGAGGCGCCGCCGGGGCCCCGGGUCUCCGUGUUUAGUGCUUUUGCUGUUCUCGACGCGGGGAGCUGCGCAGCCCGGCGGCGGACGGUCUCGGGAGGGCGUCGGGGGCUGCGUGGUCUCCGCAAGGUAGCCGGUCGGCGGGGGUGGGGCGGGACGCGGGGAGGAGGAGCAGGUGUCGACGCCCCCGGGGCCAUGAGGCUCCCCACUCCUCAGCCCUCCGUGGGAGACGCAGACACACUUAGCUCUAUCUCUGUUUGAUACUUUUAACUUAGAGUUGAAUUUCAUUUGGGCUGUUUGCCAAACUGCACUAAAAAAAGAUUGAGAGCAAGUCCAUAGAGUGUCUUUUGAGUUUCUGAG
Molecule: messenger RNA, 1861 nt
Organism: Ochotona princeps (American pika)
Lineage: Eukaryota; Metazoa; Chordata; Mammalia; Lagomorpha; Ochotonidae
Gene: GJA3
Product: gap junction protein alpha 3
Exons: 2
Coding region: 166-1407 (413 amino acids)
Biological process (GO): cell communication
Cellular component (GO): connexin complex
Source: RefSeq, a predicted model, not a curated record